Messenger RNA from Puccinia graminis f. sp. tritici CRL 75-36-700-3, 288 nucleotides. RefSeq lists its product as uncharacterized. The transcript has a single exon. The record is from RefSeq and is a predicted model, not a curated record. Bases 1 to 288 code for a protein of 95 amino acids. NCBI's taxonomy places the organism in Eukaryota, Fungi, Basidiomycota, Pucciniomycetes, Pucciniales, Pucciniaceae.
AUGGCUACUCCCCAUCUUCCCCCGGUUUCGUCGCCGCUGGCUGAGUCCGGACGCCCUCCCACUCACCCUGCUAGCUUCGGUGCAAAUGCUUGCAAGCCCAAAUGCUACGCCCCCCUUCCUAUUGCUCUUGCUUCUACAAUUCCCAUGAUGACCGCCAGUGGCCAGCACUCCUACCGGAUCACCCCUCGUGGAAUUGAGCUAAUGGCGCACCACGAGAAAUUUAGCCUUCUCUUCCGCCGCACUCGUGUCAAGGACAUCGUCGGCUCAUCCAACGCCCGUCCAACCUGA